AUGCAGCCAGCACGACCCCAGCUCGGGGGCAGGGCCCCUGGCAGCUUUGCGCCCCUGCCUCGAAACGAGCCGACCCAGAGCCAGAGCAGCAGCAACAACAACACCGCCAACUCCAACACCUUCAGUAGUAAUAGGAGCCAAAGCGACUACCAGUCCUUUUCCUCCUCGAGUGCUAAUGCUGCCGCUGCCGCCGCCGCCGCAUCUGCAGACCUGCCCCCCCCUCAGCGCCCGCGAGUGCGACGGGUCGAAUCAUCCUCGAGCGAAGACUCCGUCUCCGUGCAUAUCGCGAAGGCACGCAGCCCUACGUCACAAUAUAACCCACAGUUCCCACAGCAGGCAUCAUCGCCGGCGACUGGCUCGUCCACUCCCGCCUACCCAGGGUUCACGACUGCCCAUUCAAACUCGAGCGCUGCCAGCCUGCAAAACUUCUCCCGCCCGACCCCCUCGCCCCUCGCCAACGCUGCUGCUGUCGCAGCGAGGUCAGUGGCCGGUAGCCAUGACCCACAACUCCGCAACGCUUCGCCUCUGACCCUCCCUCCAUCGAACGCAGGCACCGCCAGCCUGAGCAGAUCCCUAGGCCACUCGCGCAAGCACUCGCAGAACGCCGGUGUCUUCGAGCCCUCCCUGCCCUCUAUAUCCACAUCAAAUUUAUCGAAUUACGGCGGCAUGUCUCAGCAAUCGCCCAGCCAGCGCGACCUUCCCGCGAGCCAUAUUGCGGCACAGGCCGCCGUCCUAAGCCACCAGCAGUCGCAGCAGAUGCUGCAGCAUUCAAGACAGCGCUCACAGACCGUGCCUACACCAGGCGAACACUACGAGGCCCCACAGCCCACAGGCAAGAGAGGGAGCGGUUCAGCUCUGAACCCCCCGGUGCUGAGCUUGACAGAGGCGAGCGCUCCGAGAGAAACAGGAUUUGGCAGCCAAGGGUACCACAACGGCCUGCUUGGGAGCAACGCUGCCACGACGGCGGCCAACGUUGUCUUCCCCAGAUCUGGGCAGACGUCGCCAAUAUCUCAAAUACCGCCCCAGCCCCCGCCUCCGCCGCCACCGCCUCUGCCCGAGAAGAAACCAGAGAAGUCGUCCAAAGUAAAGCUGUUCUCUCGGCCUGGCAAGAUCGGCACCAAGGGGGAGUCGAAGGACAAGCCGCUGCCCAGUCCGAGCAAGAUUGGUUCGGCACUUUCAGCCUUGCAGAGGGCCAACUUCAGCACUACAAGUCUGGACUCGACAGGCCAGUCUUUUUACAACAUGGCGAAUGCCUCAUCGGCGACAAUUCGACCGGUGGACCAGCCUGCUGAGAAGGAAGGCAAGGAGAAGAAACACCACUUUUUAUCCAGGCAAAGGAUUAAGCCCAAGGACAAGGACGACUACCAUCUACAACUAUCCUCUGCAGCGAGCAACUCACGACCCACGGAUCCAAGUGCUCCGAGCAGUAUAUAUAACUUCAACAUACCAUCUAGUCCUGGUCCGAACUCGAGCACAUUUAGCGCGGGAACAUUCAAGAACAUCAGUGGACUCGACCUACGGCAUGGUGGACGCGCCCUUAGACACGGCCGCAAGGAAGAAAAGGCCGAAACGAACGAAUCUAUUAGCAAUCCAAGCGAGUGGGCCGGACCAGGAAGCUUGGGUUCCCUGAGUGCGCAUCCCAUGUAUCAGGAGCCCAUUGAUUCGGCCAAGUAUGGCCUCAAUAGCAUGUCUCUGGACGAUGCUUGGCCGUAUCUGAGAGCUAAGCUCCUGGUCAUCUUUGAGGCUGAAGAGCUGAAGCUCCCAAUCGAGGACUUCAACCGCAUUGUGAUAUUGCACCUCCAAUACUGCAUACAACGAAGAUCUCCUAAUAUGGUGUUGGAAGAUCUCCGUGGACUGCUGCAGACAGGCUUCCUCAGUCUUGACCGAAACCUCCUUAGAGGCGCGGAAGACCGCCUCAUACCCGCACUGGUAGACGCCUGGAUGACCGUCUUCACGCACAUCACGCCCUGUUUGCAGGCUGUCUUCCUGCCCCUGGACCAGGAAUUCGCCGGCAACGGCACGCUUAUGACACCAGAGCAGGCGCGCGACUUCUGGGGCGGCGUUAUCGCGAGCUCGCCAGCAGGCGACGGCAACGUCAACCUCGCGCCGGCGUCUGCGGUGCUCGACAUUCGCACUUUGGUGCUCACGAGCUUCCGGGACGUGGUCAUCCUGCCGCGGUACGAGAAGCUCAAGACCAUGUUCUCGCGGCUGUCGCUCGAACACCUGCCGGGGAUGGCGCUCGCAAGCCCGAUGCAGGCCGACACUUUCAUGUCCACCUCCCCCGGUACAGAGUCGGCACCCGGGUUCCCAUACACGCCGCAGCAGAGGCCGGGCACAGCUAUGUCGCUGGACCCCUCGACGGCGAGCUACAACUCAACCUCGACGACGCUGCUGGGCGACCUGGCCGCGGGCGGGCGCAGCCGUGGCCUGUCCAACGUCUCGUUCGCGUCGAGCGGGGCGCACAGCAACGGCGGGUCCGACUCGCUGAACAUGUCCUCGCUGCGGCCGCCGAAGCUGACGCCCGGGACCAGCAGCCUCAGCCUCGCUGGGAGCGGUGCCGCGGGCGCGGCGUCCUCGUCUACGUCGCUGCUCGGCCUGUCGCUGCGGGAGCAGAACGUCGAGGACAGCAAGCAGGUCACCGAGAUGGUCGGGCGGAUGCUGCAGUGCAUGAGCGUGCUGGCGGGGACGGGCCAGGGCGGCGACGAGGGCACGACGAUGGUGCAGGAGCUGAGCCGGCUGCUCAAGCUCAACUGGCUCGGGAGGGGCCGCACGGGCAGGAACAGGAGGGGCAUCGUCGGCGGGCGGGUCGCGCGAGGCAACAGCAACAGGGAGGAGAUCAGCGUUGCUUAG
Diaporthe amygdali is the source of this 2850-nucleotide messenger RNA. RefSeq lists its product as uncharacterized. Bases 1 to 2850 code for a protein of 949 amino acids. Gene Ontology annotation, biological process: TORC2 signaling. The transcript has a single exon. Lineage: Eukaryota; Fungi; Ascomycota; Sordariomycetes; Diaporthales; Diaporthaceae. Gene Ontology annotation, cellular component: TORC2 complex. The record is from RefSeq and is a predicted model, not a curated record.